Messenger RNA from Symbiodinium natans, 819 nucleotides. NCBI's taxonomy places the organism in Eukaryota, Dinophyceae, Suessiales, Symbiodiniaceae. The record is from the annotation of a GenBank genome assembly.
AUGCCGGCCGUGAAGCUGGAACGUGUUGGGCGAGUUGCAAGAAUACUCUUGAACAUGCCGGAGAAGAUGAAUGCCAUGACGUCACAAGUAGUGGACGAUUUUGGCAGGGUUCUCGACAGGAUCCACGCUGAUGCGUCGGAGUAUGGUGCUGUGGUGAUUACAGGUGCCGGCAACUCAUUCUCAGCUGGUGGCGACCUUGCCUGGCUGAAGCUACGGAGCAAAGACACACCCUCCAGGAAUUCCCAGAUAAUGCAUGACUUCUACCACCGGUUCCUUGCGAUACGCUCUCUGCCAUUGCCGGUCGUGGCUGCAAUCAAUGGGCCGGCUGUGGGAGCUGGCAUGUGCCUGGCCAUGGCGUGUGACAUCCGAGUGGCCUCCCAAACUGCCAAGAUGGGCUUUCCGUUCGUCUCCCUGGGACUCCACCCGGGCAUGGGCGCUUCCCACAUGAUUGCCAGUGUCGCUGGAUUUGAGACCGCCUACCGGCUUCUUCUCACGGGAGACUUGGUGACGGGACAGGAGGCCAAGGAGACUGGGAUGCCAAACGCGUGUGCAAAAUGUGUGCAGCAUAUGCAAGACAAGUAUCAAGUUCUGGACACUGUGAGCCCUCUUCGUGUGUUGCCUUUGAAGGAGAUGCGCCUGGUCUCGCAGUUGGCGCCCGAUGGCCCCUCGGCCCAGGCGGAGGCGAUGGCGCUGGCCGAGCGCAUCGCCCGCCAAGCGCCCGUGGCCGUCCGCUCCCUCGUGCGCUCCCUGCGCCGCAAGCAGGAGGAGGGCCUGGAGGCGGCGCUCUGGCGUGAGGCCGACGCCUGGGCCCCCGGCUGA